This is a messenger RNA of Orycteropus afer afer, 569 nucleotides long. The record is from RefSeq and is a predicted model, not a curated record. Lineage: Eukaryota; Metazoa; Chordata; Mammalia; Tubulidentata; Orycteropodidae.
AGAGGAUCCAAGGGAUUGGUGGGGGAACAAGCCAGUUGGGCAUCACUGUGGAUGUGGAAGGAGUUACUGAGACCUCGGGCACCCUUCAUUCACUCUGGGAUUACAGCUAUUUAUCAGGAAGCACACUGUGGGGCCUGGUGGAGUGUGCCUGACGCAGCAUCCCAGACACUAUUCAGGCUUAUCUUCUCGUCUCUGACUAAUUCCCAUCAUUAUCAUGGAGCCCAACAGUCCCAAAAAGAUACAAUUUGCUGUGCCUUUAUUCCAGAGUCAGAUUGCACCCGAAGCAGCGGAGCAGCUGGGCCUUUGUUGUUCACAGAUCAGGAAAAGAAGACCCACACCAGCAUCACUUGUGAUUCUCAAUGAACAUAACACCCCAGAAAUAGAUGACAAGAGGGUGACCAACACACAGGGGGAAUCACAGAAAGCAUCCCCUAAGCAAAGGAAGCAGAGCGUGUACACACCACCUGCCAUGAAAGGGGUUAAGCAUCUGAAAGGCCAGAAUGAAUCAGCAUUCCCUGAAGAAGAAGAAGGUGUUAAUGAGAGAGAGGAGCAGUGGGACCAUUAAUUAC